UGUUCAUACAAUGAGAGUCUUGUAGUUGCUCUCGGUGCUCGGCUACUGCCUCGGUGCACCGUACGGACAAGCGGUUGUCAGCGGAAUACUGAAGCAGAGGAACAGGAACCGCCGAGGGUCGCUUUGUGCGUUUAUCCCUGCGUUUAGGGUGCGCGUUUUUUUUAAUCUUCUGAAUUUCAACGAGACCGUCUGCGAUCCGGAUAGAAAGAAAGAAAGAAUUAGAGAGAGAGGGAAAGGGUUUGAGAGAGAGAUAGAGAGAGAGAAGAGAGAGAGACUGGAAUAAUGACUCAUUUCCCCAAAAAUGUCUCGAGUGCCAAAGUUAGGUGGAUGGAUCUCCGAGGAUCUCGUGUAAUGGGAACGCGUCGCCUACUUUGUAGAUUCUAGAUGUUGCUCGGGUGUUUUGUGGUGUUUACGCGGUGUUUCGAGGAUCUGCUACUGAGCCAUGUGUCAAAGAUGUAAUCCGUUGUAAAGACAAGUUGGCCGUGAUGUGGUUUUAAAUGAACAAACCGAGCCACACUGGAUGGGAUUGAUCCUAUGACCGACCCGCUCGAGUAGUAUUUGAAUCAAUAGGUGGAAUCGUCCAGGCGUUGUGUUUUAACAUAGAAAAGAGACGUCAUCGCGAUCCUAUUCUGCAUUUAUUUUAAUAACUCCGUGACGAUCGCGCUGUGUUCCGUUAUGCGUGUCGGGAAUUUUUUUAUGUACGCUUUCAUAGCCGAAUGUAAUUAUUUUCCAUGACCGUAUUGUUGCUGCUGGUCAUCUGCUCCGAGGACUGAGUCCAUAAACUUCUGGAGACAAGGGGGAGAGUAGGCUAUGGGAGAGGCGACACCCGCUCAUCCCAACACCGGGGGGUUCGUACCGAUGUUAGGAGGUGUGGGCAUGGGUUCGAUGCCCGGCGGGGUGAACGGGGGGCCGAUGAUCGCCGCCUCGCGGGGCUCCUCCGUCCCGCAGUUGCACAGCGCGAUCGUGGAACGUCUGCGCGCGCGCAUCGAGCUGUGUCGCCGGCACCACGCGACGUGCGAGAGCCGCUACCAGCGGGGCGAGGCCGAGCGCUCGGACCGCGGGCACGAGAGCACGCUCCACCUCCUCAACAUAGUGCACCAGCAGGGCACGGGCACCCGUAAGGCCAAGGGCGGCCGGGGCUCGAACCAGCAACCCUCCACCGAGUACAGCAGAACCAACGGGGAGCAGAAGAACCAAAACUCUGAGGGCGACAACAAGCUCUCGACACGGAUAGCUCUGCAAGGCUCCCUGCGCAGGAAGCUCGAGGGCCACGCUCCGGGCCCCCUCCCCAAGCAGAACGGCCUCUCCUGUGGCAUCUCCGGCGCUGACUUCAAGCGGGCCCGCCUGGACCGCGGGGGCCUGGGCCCGCCUCACGGCCCCUGCGGCCACAACUUCGCCCAGCCCCAGUCCCUGCAGGGACACCCGUCCUCCUCGUCCUCCUCGUCCUCCUCGGCCUCGUCCAUGGACAACGUCCUGCACCGGAAGAGCUUCAUGCUGCCGCCGGGCGUGGACGCCGACACCUUCAACCUGACGCUGAAGGAGAUGAAGCAGGAGCCCAGCGAGGUGGCGUCCUGCGGCCAGUCCACCGCCGACAUGAUCUUCGACUUCAAGGAGGAGGGCGGCGGGCAGAUCGACCCCGAGCUGCAGGACCUGUUCGACGAGCUGACCAAGACGGUGCCGUCGCUCAACGACCUGGAGUUCGAGAAGAUGCUGAAGCAGGACGACGCCUUUGGACUGGACCUGGAGCGGACCGGCUCCGCGGGUGGUGGGGGAGGGGGGCCCGCCGGCCUCUUCGCCCUCCUGGGGGACAAGCCCAUCAAGACGGAGUUCUCCCCGACGGACUACUGCCACGCGCACGCCAGCUCGCCCCAGCUGCGGCCGGCGUCGGCGGGGCCCUCCUUCACCAUGACCGGCGGGCCCCUGGGCUCCGCGUCGCCCUCGGCCCUGGGCCAGAAGCCCCCCGGCGGCCCGCCCCCCAGGCCCAUGCCCUGCUGGCCCGAGGUGUCCCACGCGGAGCAGCUCAAGCAGAUGGCGGCGAACCAGCAGCAGCCCAAUGCCCUGCUCCACCACCAACAACACCCCCACCCCCAUCACCCCCACCACCAACACCACCUGCAGCACCACCAGAACGCCCCCGCCGGGAUGGCGGGUUGGGCGCCCUCCGUCAACCCCCACUCCGCCGCCGGCGGCCCCGGCUUCUCCCAGGACAAGGCCCCGCUCAACCCCCAGCGCAUGGCCGGCCCGCAGGCCAAGGGGAUCAACCACUGCCUCUUCAAGGCCAACGGCCACAACGGAGUGGGCGGCGGCCACCUGGACAUGAAGGUCCUGAGCACCAAGCCCACGUUGCACUUCAGUCCCAAGGUGGCGACCUCGCCCAACGCACCCAUGUCCGUGAUGACGGGCGCCCUCAACAAAACCUCAGUCCAGCAGCAGCAGCAGCAGCAGCCGCCGCCGUCGACCCCGGGUCAGAACCAGAACCAGCACCACUACCAGACCUCCCAGAUCCCGGGGCCGGGGUCCCAGUGUCUGCAGCAGAAGGCCCUACCUCAGCACGGACCGGGACUACAUUUCAAACUGGCCCAGCGGCAGGGUAUUUCUCCUGGACCCCGGCUGCCCAUUAACGGCCAGUCUCAGGCACAACAGCGACCUCUGGUGGCCAUCGGACAGCAGAAAAGCCCCGCCAAAACCCCGGUUCUGCAGCGACAGCUCAACCAAUCGCUUCACCCGCUUGGCGAAGCGGACAAAGACAAUCCACAGGACCAGUUCAGCAGGCACCUAACCCGACCGCCACCGGACUACAAACAGACCAGGAGCCUAGGAGGAGGACCACCUGGGACCCUCUUCACAGGUAUGAACUCCUCCCAGUCCAUGAGCAACGGUCCUGACACCGGCCUCCCACCCAUGGCCUGCCACUUGCCCCACAACCCUGGCCCCAAGAUGAACCCCGCUCCGGGGGACAGGAGGUUCGGCGUGGGCGGCGGAGGUCUUCCAGGCCCCUGUCUCGGCCCCUUCCAGCCGCAGACCAACCAGCACCGCAUGGGACUCGCCGGCGCUGCCAACAAGCCCCGCCUCCAGCGGCCUGGCACCCAGGGAAGUCCUUUCUCCAUGAACGGGGCACCGCCCUCCAGGCCCUCCCUCGACCAGCAGGCCCCGCCUCCAGGCCCCGUUUCGGGGCUUGCGGGGCUGCUGUCGGGGGUCAAUGCGGCCUGGCUCCCGGGGAUUAAGCAAGGCCAGGGCCAGGGGGUGGCUCCCGGGCUGGGUGGUGGCGGUGGUGGUGGUGGUGGUGUGAGGAGGCUCACCAACCCACCGCCCCCACACGGCACAAAGCUGGACGGGUCAUCGAACCAUGCAUACCAGCAGAGGCACACCGGCCCGCCCAACCAGGUGGCACCAGACAUGGGCCCGCUCCUCGCUAUGAACCCCGCGCUAAGAAACAACCUGCCCCCCAGAACCAACCAGCCCAUCCCGGGGAACCCCAGCCAGUCCUCCCCGGAGCAGAGGGUGCCGGCCGGGAACUUCUCGGGGGCAAGCCCGUCGCCCGGUACCUACCAGAACAACCGGGUCAACCGGCUGACCUUCGACUUCCUGCCCGAGGGGGACAACACGGUGCCGGGCAUCAACACAGACUCGGACUUCAUCGACUCCCUGCUCAAGUCGGGCUCAGGGAACGACGACUGGAUGAAGGACAUUAAUCUGGACGAGAUCCUCGGGGGUCACUCCUGAACCUCGGAGUCAGGGCAUGGGAGAGGCGGACCCCCCGUCGUUACCUAAAGGGUUGUCUCACAUGUCAGACCGUAGAUGACCUGUCUGAAGUCCGAUGGAAGACCAGCUCAAAACGGGUGGCUCCCUUUUCUCUCACUUAUUAUUUUUUUUGGACCAAUCAUGUUGCUGGAGACAUCUUUAAGCAUGUGAUUGGAUAUUAACAGCGAACCUGGACUCGGCCAUCGCUCGGAAGAAAAACUGUCUGUUAUGGUUUCAAAUGAACUUGACUGGCAACUGGCCACUGUAGAAAUACAUUAAUAAAAAUCCUUUCCAGAAAACGUUGUCUACUUAAGUGAAUCACUUUUUCUACGGUAAAAUAUCUCCAAGGCGUAACGCCGCCCCUCCAGUGGUUUCCCAGCCCAGGCUCUGUGCUGUCUCCCCCCAGAAGUUCUGCUAUACCAUAGUAGGACUGCUGGACCUAUUUUGCGUGUGAGAGUUACAUUUGUAAAUUAUGUUAAAAAAAUAUUUUUUUUAUAAACUAAUUGUAUUGUUUGCUAUCCAAGUAACAUGUUUUGUAUGUAUUGCCGUGAAGUCAUAUUCUCUCUGUAGUUCUCAGGUCUUUUGUUCUGGGGAAGAUGACAGAGAAAAAUAGUUUUGUCACGGUGGCCAUAUUUGUAGUCUUUGUGCCCAUGUUGUGGUUCAUAGAUAGAGGAUACAAUAACAAAUGCAAAAACAGUGAGGGUGAAAAUCAUUGCUGUAUUCUUUAAAAACCUAUUCUUGCAUUAUUGAGCGUUGUUUCCGUAUAAGCAUCCAAUAUAUAUAGCAUGAUAUUAACCUAAAACAUUUUUCUUUUGUUUAUAUAUCAUGUACAGUAUAUCUUGACACAUAAUUAUUUUCCUACUUAUUCUUCAAACUUUUCAUCUGUGGUAGAUUUUGAUGCAAAUAAAGAAUUGUAACCAUUUGAUUUCUUCCACAUAAUAUUUAAUAAAUAUUGGGAUAUUGUAAUUUGUGUAAUUAAUAAAGUUGAUUGAAAAGGUG
Molecule: messenger RNA, 4740 nt
Organism: Gadus morhua (Atlantic cod)
Lineage: Eukaryota; Metazoa; Chordata; Actinopteri; Gadiformes; Gadidae
Gene: maml2
Product: mastermind like transcriptional coactivator 2
Exons: 5
Coding region: 811-3723 (970 amino acids)
Biological process (GO): Notch signaling pathway; positive regulation of transcription of Notch receptor target
Cellular component (GO): nuclear speck; nucleoplasm
Molecular function (GO): transcription coactivator activity
Source: RefSeq, a predicted model, not a curated record